UUAGUCUUCAGAGCUACAGCGAAGAAGCAGACGUUCCAAGGCGCUUUGGCAUACUUUCAGCCUUCCUUCAACGUGCAAAGGCAUUCGAAAGAGAUAGGAUCUGUUUGCAGGUGAAGCAUUUUGCAAGGAAGUUGUUCAGUAAUUGAUCAGGUAGCUGACUUUAUUUAGUUGGUUGGUGCGGGUCCCUUUCCUCAAUCUGUUCGAACUUCGCUCAAGAAUUGCUACAACACGAUUCGAGAAUAGAGUUAGCGAUUGAAAAGUUGCCUUCCAUUAGGAGCCCGUGUUGCGAAAUCAAAGUUGGCGCAAUGAUAAACUAAGGGUUGAGCACGGGUAACCAAUGGAAGCCACCGCGGCGGCCGCAAGGCUCCCGUUCGCUCAGAUACGGGGUGCCGCUUUCCUUCAAUCCGCACCAAAAGUGCAGGCAUGCAUUAAACACUCACUGACGUCUCCCAUUCUGUCCUUAGAUCCAAGCCCAGCGGCUACCAGCAACCGAACAGUCUGCAGAUCUCAAGUAAAGCAAUGGGCCACUAUCCCUGAACAGAAAAGUCCGUACUCAAGCGUCCCCGAAGUUUUGAGGCAGGGAUCCUUCCCAAAUCGUGCGCUCGCACCCACCUUGCGGCAGAAAAGCCGGACCCGGGCUGCUUCGGAGACUGCAAGCACAUCUCUUCCGACAGAGAAUGGCAGGCCGUCUCCUGUUGCGUCGUUGCAAGGCCCCUCCGAACCAUACUUCCCCAACAAUGAAGCCAACAUCAAAGUCAUUGGUGUGGGCGGGGGUGGAUCAAACGCCGUCAACCGGAUGGUCCAAUCCGAGAUGACCGGCGUCGAGUUUUGGAUCGUGAACACGGACGCUCAAGCGAUGGCAAACUCCCCUGUGGAGCCCUCGCACCGGUUACAGAUUGGUCAGGUGUUAACCCGGGGGUUAGGGGCGGGGGGUAACCCAGAUAUCGGUCAGCAGGCAGCGGAAGAGAGCAAGGCGCUAUUGGAGGAGGCGGUCAGGGGGGCAGACAUGGUCUUUGUGACGGCCGGCAUGGGUGGCGGCACGGGCAGUGGCGCAGCUCCGAUCGUGGCACGCGUCGCCAAGGACCUCGGCGUGCUGACCGUCGGCAUCGUGACGACCCCAUUCUCGUUCGAGGGCCGGCGUCGGUCCAACCAGGCGGCCGAAGGCAUCACGGCUCUGCGGGGGGCGGUGGAUACGCUGAUCACGAUCCCGAACGACAAGCUGCUGACGGCGGUCUCGCAGAGCACGCCCGUGACCGAGGCGUUCAACCUGGCGGACGACAUCCUGAGGCAGGGGGUGCGGGGCAUCAGUGACAUCAUCACGGUGCCGGGGCUGGUCAACGUGGACUUCGCUGACGUCAGAGCGAUCAUGCAAGACGCGGGCUCGUCGCUCAUGGGCAUCGGCAUCGGGACGGGCAAGUCUCGAGCGCGGGACGCCGCCGUCAGUGCGAUCCAGUCUCCGCUUCUGGACAUCGGAAUCGAGAGAGCGACGGGCAUUGUGUGGAACAUCACAGGGGGAAAGGACAUGACGCUGUUCGAGGUGAACCAAGCGGCGGAGGUCAUUUAUGAGUUGGUGGACCCGAACGCAAACCUCAUCUUUGGUGCAGUGGUCGAUGAGAACAUGGCAGGCGCAUUGAGCAUCACGUUGAUCGCAACCGGUUUCCGUUCGCCGGAGGAGGCAGGGUUGGCGCAGCGCGGGCAGGUACUCCCAGGGGUGCGGCCGAGCGUGGUCCCCCCCUCUCUGGGCUCGAGCAGCGCAGGAGGGCCCCCCGUGCCGGAGUUUCUGAAAAAGGCCGGGGUCAAGAAGAAACCGUGGCCGUUCUAGUUGCUUCGGUCUCGUGGCCGUCUGGUCGAGGAAGAGUGCGAUGAGCGUGGGCGUUUCGGCCGGCAAUCAAAGACAGCGCCGAGUCAAGAGGGAAUCUAGUCGCUCGAACCGCAGGGAUUCACCGGCCAAGCGGUAGCGGGUGGCGUACUGCUGCGGCAAGGCUGCCAUAGGAGCAACGACUAGUUCCGCAGUGAUAAGUUCCUGACAAUUUAAUGCCGUGCAAUCGUUGUGUUUGUCUCAAGGAGCAGGAGAAGCUCUAGCAAGAACUCAAGUCAUGGGGCGUAGCCGUGCAGUGACAUGGUCCAAUCGGAUAAGUCUGCCAGAUAAAAGGUAUGCCGACUCGACGCUCAGGCUGUCAGUGCUGCAAGCAAAGACGGCCUGCUAAGUCAACUCGAUCAGAUGUGUUUGUAAAAGAACUGCUUGUAUAUGUAUGCGUGAGGUCCGAUUUACGAGUCUGCGGGCUCGGACCAUGUGCGAUGCAGCG
This is a messenger RNA of Klebsormidium nitens, 2306 nucleotides long. The record is from the annotation of a GenBank genome assembly. Lineage: Eukaryota; Viridiplantae; Streptophyta; Klebsormidiophyceae; Klebsormidiales; Klebsormidiaceae.